This is a messenger RNA of Acanthoscelides obtectus, 2451 nucleotides long. Lineage: Eukaryota; Metazoa; Arthropoda; Insecta; Coleoptera; Chrysomelidae. The record is from the annotation of a GenBank genome assembly.
AUGAUCCUGUAUAUGGCGUGUUGCCUUGCCUUCCAUUUUAUUGUAGUGGGACAAAUACUAACUAUGUAAAUAGUUCAGAACGAUUCGGCUUUUCGCGAGUUAUUAUUGAGCAAAAACGUUAUUGACGAAUUGCCAUGCGCAAAAAAUCGUAAGUAGCUUAGAUAAAAACACGUGUCAACCUGUUAAAAGUGUGAUAGAUUAAUCCGAUUCUAAAAUAUUCGCUCAUUAGUUAUUAACAGUCAAACUUGGGUUAUAUAGUAUGAUAAGACGUCCGACAAGAUGAUACCAAUAUUCUGUUGUCAGUUUGGUGUUGACCGCUUCCGUUGCAUUUGACACGCGUCUUAUGUGAAAAACAGGCCCCAUGGCGCAAGUAUAUAAUAACGGGCCCGAUCAAAUUGCACCUGCCGAAGACGAAGUAGCUGUGAGAGCCGACGAAUAUGUCCGCCUUCGUAUACCAAAAAGUGGCAAAGCCAUUGAAACCAUCCGUCCAUUUUCCAUACCCUUCCUUUUUAAAAAAUCUGUAAAAGAAUACGCCAACAAUACGGCCCUUGCGCAAAAAGUCAACGGGGUAUGGAACAUCAUCACAUACGCGGAAUAUUAUCAACAAGUUCGUACCUGUGCAAAAGGCUUCUUGUACUUAGGACUGGAAUAUAGACAUUCCGUUUGUAUAUUAGGAUUCAACAGUCCGGAAUGGUUUAUAUCAGAUUUAGCGGCAAUAUUUGCAGGGGGUAUAGCUGUAGGAAUUUAUACGACGAAUUCGGCGGAAGCUUGCUACUAUUGCUUAGAUCAUAGUAAGGCAAACAUAGUUGUCGUCGAGGAUGAGAAACAAUUGGAGAAGGUCUUAGAAGUCCGCCCCAGGUUGCCAAAUCUAAAGGCUAUUAUUCAAUAUAGCGGCGAAGUGAAACAUUCAGAUGUCAUCAGUUGGCAACGUUUGAUGGACAUUGGAGCUCAGCAAUCGGAUUCAGUCCUGGAAGAUGCUCUAAAAUCUGUUGCUAUCAAUCAAUGUUGUACUUUGGUCUAUACUUCUGGAACAGUAGGCCAACCUAAAGCUGUAAUGUUGAGUCACGAUAACUUCACUUGGGAUGCACUAGCCCUCCUUGAACGGUUAAAUCUUGAAAGGGGUGCUGAAGUAUUGGUCAGUUAUCUCCCCCUAAGCCAUGUUGCAGCUCAGGUCGUCGACAUCUACACUACAAUGUCAGUAGGAGCAGGUGUCUAUUUUGCGGACAAAGAUGCUUUGAAAGGAUCACUGAUAGUGACUCUACAAGAAGUUCAACCCACCAAAUUUUUAGCCGUUCCUCGAGUGUGGGAGAAGAUACACGAGAAAAUGCAACAAAUUGCCGCUCAGAAUGGAUACGUCAAACGAACUAUUGCCGCAUGGGCCAAAAGCUAUGCUUUACAGCAUCACCUUGAUAGAAUCAAUGGAGUGAAAUCGAACAGUUGGGGGUACACAGUGGCAUCGUCAGUGAUUUUCAAAAAAAUUAAGCAAGCUUUAGGUCUGAACAGGUGCAAUAUGUUCUUCUCAGCUGCCGCACCUCUGGCAGCUGAAAUAAAGAAGUAUUUCUUAAGUAUCGACAUUCCUAUUAUGGAGUGUUUUGGAAUGUCUGAGGCCAGUGGGGCUCACACUAUCUGUAUUGAAGGUGCUACCAAUUUGGACACAAUUGGCAUGACCAUACAAGGAAUGAAAACGAAAAUUCAUAACCCAGACGAGAAUGGUCAAGGUGAGAUUUGUAUGUAUGGUAGACACGUCUUCAUGGGCUACUUGAAUGAAAAAGAAAAAACAAAUGAAGCACUUGAUAGUGAAGGAUGGUUACACACUGGGGAUUUAGGAAGAGUUGAUGAGAAAGGAUUUGUCUAUAUAACAGGCAAAUUGAAGGAACUACUGAUUACUGCCGGUGGAGAGAACGUUCCACCAGUUCCAAUCGAACAACUCGUGAAAUCCUACUUGCCCCAUAUUAGCAACGCGUUCCUUGUUGGGGACAAAAGAAAGUUCUUGUCUAUUUUGCUCACACUAAAAACAGAAGUGGACAUUGAAACUGGUACACCUCAAGACACCUUGUUACCUUCCGUUCAGAAAUGGCUUGACGGUUUGGGAUGCCCAGCAAAAACAGUGACGGAGGUCAUCAAAGCUGAGAACCCGAAAUUGCUAGCUGCACUUAAGGAAGGAAUUGAUAAGGCCAACCAACAAGCUACUUCAAAUGCCCAGAGAAUACAGAAAUUGGCACUUCUACCUGCAGAUUUCUCUCUACCUACUGGAGAAUUGGGUCCAACAAUGAAAGUAAAGCGAAGAGUAGUAGAACAAAAAUAUGCAGAUAUCAUAGAAAAGAUUUAUGCCUGAAUUGUUAUUGUUUUAAAACAUGGUUACUUAUUUUUAUCUUCUACACUACAAAUGAUUUUAAAGAUAUAAUUCACUGGAGUUAUGAUUUAUUUGUGUGAAAUAAAUAUUUACAUUAA